Lycium barbarum (goji berry) is the source of this 1169-nucleotide messenger RNA. Its product is annotated as OVARIAN TUMOR DOMAIN-containing deubiquitinating enzyme 11-like. The record is from RefSeq and is a predicted model, not a curated record. Bases 152 to 844 code for a protein of 230 amino acids. Lineage: Eukaryota; Viridiplantae; Streptophyta; Magnoliopsida; Solanales; Solanaceae. Gene Ontology annotation, biological process: protein deubiquitination. Gene Ontology annotation, molecular function: cysteine-type deubiquitinase activity. The transcript has 10 exons.
UUACCCAAACAUUCAAUCUCCUUGUAAUGUAUUUGCUUUGACAUAAAAUGACGUUUCCUUUUAUACUAUUUCACAACUUAUAUACUUCACCCCAACUAACUCUUCUCCCCUUUUCUGCUAUCUUCCAAUUCACAGAAGUUGUUGACAUAAUAUGAAUGAAUACCAUGGGAACUCAAGAGCAAGCUCGAGUUCUGCAUCUAGUUUGAAUAGCAAUUCACAAGGUACUGAGGAUGAUCAUGCCAUUGCAAGAAUUUUAGCUGAAGAAGAACAAAAUGCUCAUAAGUAUGGUGGCAAUCUUGGGAGGAGACUUUCUCAUUUGGAUUCGAUCCCGCACACUCCACGGGUAAUUAGCCAGAUACCUGACCCAAAUGACGCCACGCUAGACCAUGGGAGGCUCUCCAGCAGGUUGGCGACAUAUGGUCUCGCUGAAAUGCAAAUUGAAGGAGAUGGGAAUUGCCAGUUUCGAGCCCUUUCAGAUCAGUUGUAUCAUAAUCCAGAGUAUCAUAAGCAUGUAAGGAAGGAGGUUGUUAAACAGCUAAAGCACUUUCGGAAGUUAUAUGAAGGUUAUGUACCUAUGAGAUACAGAAGCUACUUGAAGAAGAUGAAGAAGUUGGGAGAAUGGGGAGAUCAUGUCACUCUACAAGCAGCUGCUGAUAGAUUUGGAGUAAAAAUAUGUUUGGUCACGUCUUUCCGGGACAACGGCUACAUUGAUAUCCUUCCCAAGGACAUUCAACCUUCUCGGGAACUGUGGCUGAGUUUCUGGAGCGAAGUUCACUACAAUUCAUUAUACGUAGUUGGAGAAGUUCCAGCUAGAGUUCACAGAAAGAGGCAUUGGCUUUUCUAAGGCAUUCACCAGCAAAAUUACUGCAUAUUGAUACAUACUAAAAGCUCUACAGAGCAUGGCAUGCACAUAACACAUCCUGUGUAUAAUAUUUAUGCUGCUCAGUUGGUAGAAGGAAAACAAUUAUGAUUUGAUUUUACCCGAUUUCAGGAUAAAUUAGUAUUCUUUUGGAUCUUAUGUCAAAUUCUUUCACGUUCACCCAAAUUAUUUAUAAUAUUGUAUUGGAAUGUGGCAUUCCUAUUGUAAAUUAUUGCUGGUGACAUGCAGCUGAACUAGUGGUGAUCACAUUGGAUAUACAAUAGUGUCCUAUGCUAGUUUGUUUUUAAAA